AUGAAAAUCUCGAGAAUUUCAGCGAGAUUUGUAAGGGUCUAGUUAUAGCUCAUUUUCUAGUCGAUAACUUCAGUCAACAUGGAAGCAUGCAACGGUCUGUACGUCAGCUGCCCAUAGGGUGUGAUAUCUUGGUCAUAGGAGAUUCCAUUAUUCGUAACUGUACACUUAACCUCAGCGAUUUAUCUUCAGAGACCCUUUGUUUUCCUGGUGCGACUGUUGCUAGUUUACGGACACGUUUACUCCAUUGUUUUGAUUCUGGUUUCGACUCGUCAGUACAGUACAUUUUUAUUCAUAUUGGAACUAACAAUUUAAAAAAUAGUUUCUGGGAAAAGGACAGGAAAGACUUCAUACAAUUAUUUUAUACAGUUAGAGAACUAUUCCGCUCUGCUCAUAUCAUUUUUUCCAGUAUCUUGCCCAGAUGGGAUGAUGACUUUUUAUAUGAACAUAGUUUAAUAUACAAUUAUAAUCUAGAGCAGCUUUCUCUAAAAUUACCUGAUUGUACUUUUAGCGAAUUUACUUCUGUUUUCCUGGAGGACGAUUCUUUAUUUAAAGCCGAUGGACUUCAUCUAAAUUUCGCUGGCAGUUCUGAACUUUCGUGUUGCUUCGAAUUUUUCAUUCAAGAACAUUACAAACCUACAUGUGCUAUCAACAAAUCCAGUUGGAUUCCUCCUGAACUGAAAAAACUCUACACUCCAAAACCUUCUAAAAUUAAAUCAGCUCCAAGUUUGAGGAACUCGUGUUACAAUAAUCAAAAGAAGAAUAACCGGUAUACAUACAGAAAUCAAGUCAGCCGUCAUUGGAAGCUUGGGCCUAGCUUCUCCGAAGAUGGGUUUCAAACAUCAACAAAAUCCGUAAAAAUCAAGCCUCUCCCUCCGCUUCCUCCUCACCGCCACUACCCGGAGUAUAGGACAGAAGCCCUCAUCCCUUACGUUAAUCUACAUGUGCACGUGAACCAUCCUCUCUCAUCAUCUGUCCCACUUCCUUCUUGCACUAGCAAGUAUGUUGAUAGGAAACGACGACGGAAAAGACACCACAAAAGGAAGAAAAGAAAAGCUGAAAAGAUCAACUAUGAUGUCAUUCCUGUCAGCAUACAUAAUCAUGAUGUUCAAGUCCAUCCUGCAGCUGGACCCAGUCCGCCACCACCAUCCAAACCACGGCCGACUUCUUUGCACCUCUCAGCCAGACCAAACCCCUCAACAUUCUUUGCCCCUACACCUCUCCAUCUUUCAGCGUAUACUCCGUUCCAACCAGUUCCUGUACUUGUAGAUGUGGAGCAUUUUACUGCCAUCACAAUGUCUCCUGAUCGCUUUCAUCACUCACCACGUCCUCCAGAUAAUCUUCAUAAUUCCUGCUGUGACUGCUAUCAUCUUGCCUGUAUCUACGUUUCUAAGCCACCAGAUAAGUUUUCUCCAUUACAUGUACCUUGUCAGUGUCUCCAGUUCUUGCCCGAAGUACACAUGUUUUAUAAUAGUAUAUUGCUGGGGUGAAGAACAAGGCACCAUGUGGUCAAACACCAUGUGGUCCUUGCCAACUUUGUACUAGAUUUUCCAAUAGGUAUUUUCACAUGUCAGCAUCAUCAUCUGAAGUUUUGAAUUGUUUAAUUCAGGAAAAAUGCCCACAAGUAGAUAUUAACAAAUGUAUUUGCAAUGCAUGUCGUCUGAAGUAUAUGAAAAAGUUGAAAUCUUGCAUAUAUACUCCUGAAAAGUCAAGAAAAGUAGAGCGGCCCAUUUGUUUCUUGUCCCAUUUUUUGAUUUGUGAUCAAGUAUCACAAGCAGAUAUUGCCUGUUUGUUAACUGAUUUUAAUAAUGCAUUUUCUCUUGAAGCAUUGUCUAUCCCACAAAUAAUUCCUAUCUGUUUUAAACACAGGGCACAACUACAUAAUAUCAAGAAAAAAGUAUUUUGUUCAGUUUGUGGAUGCAAUUUGAAACUUGGUAAAAAAUAUCCAUGUGCAAAUCUUUCUGAGGAGUCUGUAGAUAAGCUGAGAAUAGUAAAUGAUGACUUUUCAUUAGAAGAAAAUACUGUCUUAUGUCCUUCCUGUCAAAGAUAUGCUCUACGAAAAAAUUCAGCUGGGAAAUCAAUGAAAGAGCUCCAACAACAAUUUAUGAGAAAUGUCUCUGCCUCUGAAGGUAGUGAAGAUGAAGAUAAGAUACUCUGUAAAAUACUAAAUCUGUCCUAUUUAGAUAUUUCCAGGAUGUGUGAAUCAUCCAAAAGCUUUCUGUUAAGUUCUGCGUAUGAUUGUUUUUUAACGAAUGUGAAAUUAAAUAUCACUGAUCAAGACCGAUACCAUGAUUUUGUUAAAACUAAAACUUUUUUUCUGACUAAGAUUCUGGAGGAGUUUGGCGACCUUUUUAAGAUACACAGACUAGCUAAAAAAAAGGGUAUAUUUUUUUAUCUUUCCGAUCUUUCAGUGGAGUCCAUUAUAGAAGCUUGGCACAAUAGUUCUUUUGAAAAUAGAUUAUUGAAACUUAAAAGUAGUAAAGACAUAGAAACAGAAGACUCUCCCAAUGAAACAAAUACUUGUACAUCUAUUGAGAUGAAUACACAUUUUAGGAAUUUGAUUGUUAAUUGUAAUCGUAGUUUGUGUUAUCAAGGAAAGCAAAUAAGGGAACAUUAUUUACAAAAUCCUUCAUCAGUAAUAAACUUUCAGUUAACAGAUUUAUAUAAUUCAUUUAAUCCACUCGUUUGGAAUGUAAUAUCAAUGUUGACUGCCACAAAGGAAGAAAACAAAUACUUUCAAAAUUCAUCUGUUUUAGUUGAUAAGGAAUAUAUACACUUCCCCUCCUAUAACACCAAGUCAGGAGAGAAGCGCAAAUGUAAAAGGAUAAUUGCCACCUGCUUGUUACAGUUUAUUCUUAGUGAUGAAAAUAGUUAUCCUUUACAUAUUGCUAUUGGAACACUUAUCAAAAGACUCUCAAAAUCUUCAAAGCUAUUACAAUUGUGCAAUAAUUUAGGACUCACUUGCUCUGAAGAUACACUUGAAAGAUAUUGGCAGCAGCAGUUUGCUUUUAGAGAGAAGUUGGGUAUUACCUCAUCUCUCUUUCCAAAUGUAACAACAGUCGUUUCUCUUGACAAUGUUGAUGUGCGUUCCUCAUUUGCCGCUGUAAAGGCCAACGCUCCUAGGAGUUGGCAUGGCACAUCUGCAAUGGCACAACAGCCCAAACCAAAAACAGAAAAGCUACAUUUCUUAGAAAUACUUAAAGAUGAUUACUUAACAAUGGAUGUGGAUAUUGAUAAAAAUGUACAUACUGAUGAUGAUGGUGCCAGUACCUCUACGUGUACUGAAAAAGGUGGUCAUACUUUAUUUUCUGAAGCCAAAAAACCUGUUGCAAGAAAGAGAAUUCGCCUUGAUGAGUGUGCCUUGCCAUCUUCAAGUAUUAGUGAAUUAAGGUUACCUCCAAUGAAAACAUUUAUAAGAUCUCAAUUAACUGAAGAUUUUUUUUCUUGUUCUGAAGCUGACAUCCACGUGUUUAAAGAUUUUUUCAAGGAGAUGUUUAUUUAUGUUGCAGAAAGGUUUUCUCUUAUUAAUUCAGAUUUACCAAUAGUAUUGCCAAGUUUCAAAUGUAAGCUAGCGUUCCAAGAUGAUCUUGAGGUCGAGAAAUCAAUGUUUGCUUACCUAUUUGUGUUAGAUGAGAAGGCUGAUUGCCCAGCUACCCUCAAGCAUUGUUUAGGAAUUUUAUAUGAUACUUUUAAGAUAGGACAGUCUGUAAAUCACCUAAUUGUAGCAGGUGAUGGUGCUACAGUUAAACUUCUUCUCAAUUUGAAGAAAGAGUAUGGACAGGCUCUGGAUUGGAUGAUACCUUUUCUUGGAGACUGGCAUACAUUGAAAAAUUACCAGGAAGUCCUCAUGAAAAUAUUUUGGCAUGCUGGAUUAAAGGAUGUAGCUAAGUCUUCCCAUAAAAAAAUGACUCUGCAGAGUCUAGCAACAUGCUCUUCCUUUAAGAGAACUCACAGAUUUAUAUUGCAGAGUUAUGAGGCAGUUUUCAUGUGUCUUAUUAAUUCCUUUCUUGAACACAGACAAGGCAAAGAAGUUACCAUUACAAAUGAACAUUUUAUACAGCUUUUAUCAGAGGUAGUUUCUUGUGUCAAGUUUGAUGAAGGAAAACAUACAGGUAUGGACAAGUUUAAAGAUGCUGAACAAAAACUUUUGUCUGACUUAGGUCCUCUCAUUAUUGAGUUUGAUUCAUUUUGCGAGAACAUGUCACAGAAAUGUGAAACAUUCAAAUUUUGGCAUCAAUUUUUAAGAGAAGAUUGUUUUGCUUACAUAAGUUUACACACAGCUAUGAGAAAGGGGGACUGGAAUUUGCGUAUUGUAUCUUUGAAAAAGAUGGCCCCUAUUUUCCAGGCGUUUGACCGUCUGAAUUAUGCAUCUUUAAUACCAGCACAUUUGAAAAUGAUCGGUGGAUUACCAGGUCACAUUAGAGAACAUUUUGAGCGAGGAGCAUUUGUUUCAAGCAUUUCUGGUAGCAAUUUUUCCCAAGUAGGCUUUGAUGAGUGUCAUGAAAUGCUCAUAAAUAAAGAUGUGAAAAUGGCCCUUUCACACAGCUUACCUAAGGACAUGGAUAAAUUGGCAGGUACAGUUCAACAACAAGCACAAUUAAUACAUAAUCUAGAAGAGCAAUUAGGGAUUGAGAAAAAUAAGAAGUAUCAACGCGAUUUGGACAUUUCUGUCAUAAGGUCAGAAUAUGAGAACGUAAAAUUGUACUAUAGUAAACUUGAAAAUAACAUCUUUAAAUUUGAAGAAUCUCAGCCCCUUUUCCAACUUUUUACAAAAAAAAGUGCAACAAGUGUUCAACAGAAAUGUUUGUUGAAUUAUAGACCGAUGGGUGAAGAUGCAUUUUUAGCCUUUUGUCAAACUUCAGUUCUUGGUGAUACUUCUGUUAGAAAACCAGUCACCCGUAGAUUUAAUUUGAAAACAUUUGCAAAAGAAAAGGUUAGACAAAAGAAGGUGACCGAUUUAGAGAAAGAAAAUAAACUCAUAACUCUGUGCUAUAAACGAACUAUAGCCCACUCUCAAGAAACGAAUAAGCCAAUUUCUGAUCUAUGCCAGUUUCAAACAGUUCCUCGAGCAAUUUGCGCCUCUAAUGGCUUGCCAUAUAAGGGAGCAAAAUAUAUAAUAUAUAACUAUUUUGACAAAAGAUAUAAUUCACAUUAUGAAAUAAUUAAGUCUACCUUUCAAGUGCAACCUAAUUCAUGUAUCAUAAUAGAAGGAAUGAAUAUCAUAUAUACAUCACCAUUAAAACACUUCAAAUGUUUUAAGGAUUAUGCAGACUUUAUCGUAAUGAGAUGGGUUUCAUCAAAUUUUAAAAAGGGUUUCAAAGAAGUGCGCAUAUUGUUCGAUCAGGUAAAUACACAAGGGCUAUCACCUAAAGGUAUGGAGCGAUCCCGUAGAGAUGAAGUUGGUGAUGACGAAGAAGAAACAUUUGAAUAUAUUGAUGAUGAUGUUCAUCUUCCAAAUAACUGGAUGAAAUUCUUAAAAACACGUUCACAUAAGCAUAUGCUGUGCAGGUAUUUAUCUAACAAGUUUAUUGAUAUAGUCCCAUCUCAUUUUAAAAAUGCAGAACAAGUAUUUAUAACCUCUGGUGGAUUCCAUGUUGGGUUAGAAUCAUCAUUUGAGUGGUCUGGAAAAUUGCUUUCUGCCAGUGGAAGUCAUACUCACCAUUUAGUUCAUAAUCAUGAGGAAUCAGACACACAGAUUUGGCUACAUGCAUUAGAUUCUCAGUGCAGUAAUAUCCUUAUCUAUUCCAUUGACCGUGAUAUUGCCAUGAUUGGACUUCCCUUAGAUUUUGCUCAAAAUAAAUCUGUGAUUAUUCAGUUCGAUGCCAAGGUAGGACAAGAAAAGUUUCUGAACCUAAUCAAUUUACAAUUAGCUUGUGAAAAUGACAGUGAUUUAUCCCAGUUAAAGAAUAAAGGUAUUCACAUUAGAAAGUGCCUUCAAAUGCUAUACAUCUGUUCUGGCUGUGAUUUUGUUUCUUUUUUUGCACACAAUGGGAAAACCACUUUUCUGAAAUUGUUUUUCCAAUAUGGUCCAUUUAUUGCUGCAAAUUCUCCUGAAACACAUGGUACAUUGUGUGAAAGCUCUUUGAAUGAGAACUUUGAGAAUGGUUUGCUAUCAUUUUAUCGCCUUAUUUUAUGUGUAUAUUAUCAUUCAAAUCGAGCAUGCUUGCAUAAUUUCAGUUCACCAAUAGAUUUAUAUAACAGUAUAAGUGCAGACAAUGUGCUUGAGCAGCAUAUUAAGGCUCUUGAUGUUGUUAGAAGAGCAUCCUGGAAAGGUGUUUAUGAAGAUGGACUGUUACCAUCAAGUAGUGCUCUGAGAUUUCAUUGGAUGCGGGCUUGUUGGGUCCAGACCGUAUGGAGUAAAACUGAAAGUGCUAUUUUCUUUUACCCAGACAUUAAUUUGUAUGGUUACACUGUUUCUCUUGAUAGUGGAAUUGUGACUUGCAAAUGGGAUUCACAAGAAAAUAUAGAUAAGAUAAAAUCAAAUGUUAUUUAUUUGACAAGAGGAUGUGCUUGUGCGAAAAGUAAAUGUGCUACAAAUAUAUGUAAAUGCAAAAAAGAAAAGAAAUAUUGUGGACCAGGAUGCAGAUGUUCUCAAUGUACAAACAUUGAGAACACUGUUGAACAAAAUCAUUAUUCAAGUGAAAGUGAGGAAGAUACAGAAGAAAAUGUGUCCUAUACCUUACAUGUAAGUGAUAAUGAAAGUGACAUUGAAAGUGUUCUUGGUGAAAUUACAGACCAUUCACACAACGGUGAGUCAGAAGACUCGGACGAGGAUAUUCUAUAACUACAUGUACAUGUAUGACAAAAGCAUGCCGUAUCGUCGUCAAAAUGAGCAUUGUUACAAUUGUACAAGACCAUAUAGGGAGUUAGGGACAUUUGCCCCUCCCCCUUGAAAAUGUUGAAAACUUGAAAUCUAUGAAUGUGACAGAUACCUUUGUGUUACAAAUAUGGUAAAUGUAUCAUCAGACAUUCUAAACUACAUGCUAAGCAUAAAGCAGGAUGAAAGGAUUAUACAAAAGAAUGAAACAGAAUUAGAAACCUGUACCUUGGAUCUGCUUAGCACUUGCACUUACAUGUACAUGUAGGGUUUACAGACUAUUGAACUUUGAAUACUACAUGUACUUAAGGGUACAUACUAUGCAAUAUUUUGCAAAUAAUAUCAGGGAUAACCUUUUUCAAGUGUGUGAUUUAAUUGUAUUAUCAUCUUAGUAUUCAUCUUUUAGUGUGUUGUAUAGAGUAUUAAAAACUUUAUUUUUUUCAUGUUUUGAAGCUGUUGUAUAUAAGAUAAGUAUAAAGUUCACAACUUCAUGUCCAUUCCUUGCUAUAAUGCUGUUUACAUACAUGUAUUGUAUGAUUUUAUGUAUUGAACUCACAAUGGUCUUUCUACAUGAAUGUGUCAAUAGAUCAGUUUUUCAUAUUCUACAAAAUCGCAUGUGUCAGGACUAGGAAUAGCAUCAAUACAAAAAGCCAAAUGUGAUCCAUAAAUGUUACCAUGGCAUAAUCAAAAGUGGAUGUAAAAUAUCCACCAGUCUAACUUGUUUUAAAGAAAAAUUUCUCUUCUGGUUCGUACAAUGAUUGUCUUGAACCAUAUUUAAACAAUGUUAACUUUUUCAAGUGUGUGAUUUAAUUGUAUUAUCAUCUCAGUAUUCAUCUUUUAGUGUGUUGUAUAUAGUAUUAAAAACUUUAUUUGUUCUUGUUUUGAAGCUAUUGUAUAUAAGAUAAGUAUAAAGUUCACAACUUCAUGUCCAUUCCUUGCUAUAAUGCUGUUUACAUACAUGUAUUGUAUGAUUUUAUGUAUUGAACUCACAAUGGUCUUUCUACAUGAAUGUGUCAAUAGAUCAGUUUUUCAUACUCUGCAAAAUCACAUGUGUCAGGACUAGGAGUAGCAUCAAUACAAAAAGCCAAAUGUGAUCCAUAAAUGUUACCAUGGCAUAAUCAAAAGUGGAUGUAAAAUAUCCACCAGUCUAACUUGUUUUAAAGAAAAAUUUCUCUUCUGGUUCGUACAAUGAUUGUCUUGAACCAUGUAUAAACAAUGUUGAAUCUGCUGAGCUGCCCAUUUCGAUGCAGUUAAAAUUAUUCUAACAUUAAUUUUGGCUUGUUUACCUAAGAGUCAUUGGCAUAAUAAUGAAAUCUUUGUCAUGGAUAAUAUUUAUGAACACAUAUGAUUAUGACAUUCAUUCUGGAUAUGUGAUUUAAGUGAUUUAAACCUUGAAGUAUUUUUAUUUAUGAUAUUGUUUACUGUGCUGCCUACAAUGUAUUUUGUUCUGUGAUACACAUGUAGAUGAAAGUGUUCUUGCCAAGUUUACAUGUAUUUAUAAGAGGCUGACAGACCAUUCCUGCCAUGAAGAACAUAAUGGAUCUUCCUAUUACUAUAUAUAUAUUUAUUUAUACAUGUACAUGUGUAAAGGAAAAAUUUUUUAUACAGUGUGCCAAACUUUUUUUAUUGGUCUGAGGUAAUUUAAGUUACUUACGGACUCAUAUAUAACUAUGUUUUAGUAUUCUACCAACAUGUACGUGCUACAAUAGAUAACAGUAUUCUUGCCCAGUUUGGUAAAUAUGAAAGAGGCUGGCAAUGUUUCAUGUAUUUGUAUUAUCACAUUUUCCUGUGAUAAGAUUUACUAUACCAACAUGUGUAUUUAAUGUUGUAGUUGAUAGAAAGCAGUUAGUGGAUUUGUUCUUGCUAUGAGAGACAUGAAUACAAUUUGUCUUGUUUUGUGAUCAGCUAUGGUUGAUUUUAUUGUUUUGGUUUUGAAAAGGGAAAAUACAU
This is a messenger RNA of Lytechinus variegatus (green sea urchin), 8764 nucleotides long. RefSeq lists its product as uncharacterized. The record is from RefSeq and is a predicted model, not a curated record. The coding region runs from base 1565 to 6781 and encodes 1738 amino acids. NCBI's taxonomy places the organism in Eukaryota, Metazoa, Echinodermata, Echinoidea, Temnopleuroida, Toxopneustidae. The transcript has 3 exons.